Molecule: messenger RNA, 2215 nt
Organism: Peromyscus eremicus (cactus mouse)
Lineage: Eukaryota; Metazoa; Chordata; Mammalia; Rodentia; Cricetidae
Gene: Znf672
Product: zinc finger protein 672
Exons: 4
Coding region: 627-2033 (468 amino acids)
Biological process (GO): regulation of immune system process; regulation of cytokine production; negative regulation of transcription by RNA polymerase II
Source: RefSeq, a predicted model, not a curated record
CGGAGUCGUCCGCCCGACGGAGCGGGUCACGGGGCGCCGACAGCCUCGGGCCUGGAGGGACGGCCUCGGGAGACCCGAGGAAGCGGGUGCUGUGCGCCGUGUUGCCUCAGUGCUUCCGCGCCCCGCAGUUUGGCGUCAUUCGGGGGGCACAGGCGCACGCCUGUGGCUAAGGAAGGGCCGCGUGCGCCUACGCGGUGGGAAAGGGUUCCGGGGGCCGAACGGGAAAGCCAGAAAGACCAGGCAGGCUGCAGUCGGCCAGUAGGCCCCCGAGUCAGGCUCUGCUUAAAUAAGGACGGCCCUGAAGAGAGCAAUUUGUUUCAGGAGCAACAAGGCAAAAUUGUCUUUACUUCUUCAUUUUAUCUAAGGUUUCUACCCCAGGAACAGACCUCUUUGCUCAUAUAAUGGGAUGAGCCAGAGUUGUUGCAGCCAGUGCUGAACUCAGGGUGACCUCCCUGCAGGGAUCACAAUGAUGAGUCCAGCUGCUGCCUGCCAUUGGAACAGCAGGGACAUCUGCUCUUGAAAGAAGAAACCCAGGAAUCUGCAGACCAGUUUUCAAGGCCACAGCCUUUCCCCCUCUGGUACUUUCCGGACCUUAAAACUAGAAAUUACUGAGAAAGGCGGACAUCAUGUUCACAGCGCCUGGCGUGGCGGCGGUUGGCGGAAGGCCUUAUUCCUGCAGUGAGUGUGGCAAAAGCUUUCGGUACAGUGCAGUGCUGCUGCGGCACGAACGUGCCCAUGGUGGUGACAAACGUUUCCGCUGUCUUGAGUGUGGUGAACGCUGUGCUCGAGCCUCAGACUUGCGUGCACACAGGCGGACCCAUGCUGGCCAGACCCUCUACGUCUGCAGUGAGUGUGGCCAGAGCUUCAGUCACAACAGCCUGCUGGACUUACACUUGGGGACACACCGAAGGCGUAGCCACACCUGCCCUUGCCGCCUCUGUGGCCGUCGCUUCCCUCACAUCCCUGCACUACUGCUGCAUCGGGUCCGACAGCACCCACCUGAGAAGCCCCACCGCUGCCCACUGUGUGCCCGCUCCUUUCGGCAGAGUGCUCUUCCUUUUCACCUGGCACGGGUGCACCCCCCAGAGACCACCACUGCCACCGCUCCUUCCCCCAGCCCGCUGCACCACUGUACACAGUGCCCACGGGCCUUUCAUAGCAGUGCUGGGCUGCGGAACCAUUCCCGCAUCCACGUGGUCCUCAGCCUCAGCGAACCUGGCGCUGAGGCCCACCAGUGUGGUGUGUGUGGUAAGAGCUUCAGCAAGAGUUCCACACUCACACGACACCUCCAGAGGCACUCAGGGGAGAAGCCCUACAAGUGCCCUGAAUGUGGCAAGGGCUUCUUGGAGAGUGCCACGCUGGUGCGGCACCAGCGAACACACACUGGAGAAAAGCCAUACGCAUGUAGCGACUGCGGGCGCUGCUUUAGCGAGAGCUCCACACUGCUGCGCCACCAGCGCAGCCACCAGGGUGAAAGGCCCCACGUGUGCCCUACUUGUGGCAAGGGCUUUGGACAGCGAUAUGACCUUGUGGUGCACCAGCGCAGCCACACGGGGGAGAGGCCUUUCCCGUGCCCAGAGUGCGGCCGGGGCUUCACAGACCGCUCAGACCUCACCAAACACCUGCGCACACACACUGGGGAAAAGCCUUACCACUGUGAGCUGUGUGGCAAGCGAUUCACCUGCAUCUCCAACCUCAAUGUGCAUUUGCGCAAUCAUGCUGGCCAUAAACCACACAAGUGCCCAGAGUGUGGCAAGUCCUUCAGUGUUGCUUCCAAGCUUGCACUGCACAGAAAAACACACCUAGGUGAGCGGACAGCAGAAUGCACGGAGUGUGGCAAAUUCUUUAGCCAUGGCCGAUCACUGUCACAGCACCAGCGGUCCCACAGACGUGCUAGAGCAGCUGCAAUGGCAGCUACUACCACCACUGCUGUAGUCACUGAGGUGACAGUAGGUCCUCCCCUUGCCCUCACAGGGCCAACGGAACAGGAGAGAUCAGGGCUCCUAGUGUCUCCAUUUCAGGAAACUUGCUAAGCAGGCCCCAUAAGGUGGCUGGGUGAACACAUUCAACCCUGAGGAAAAGACAGCUCAGAUGGUUUGGAAGCCAGACCUACUGCUGCUGUUGCAUUGUUGCUAGGUACUCACCUAGGUUGCCUUGUCUCUAAACCAAGAUCCCUAACAGCUCUUCCAUCAUCCAUUCUUGUAUUCCCCAGCUC